Nestor notabilis (Kea) is the source of this 1731-nucleotide messenger RNA. RefSeq names its product carboxylesterase 1 (gene CES1). The transcript has 14 exons. The record is from RefSeq and is a predicted model, not a curated record. Lineage: Eukaryota; Metazoa; Chordata; Aves; Psittaciformes; Psittacidae. Bases 1 to 1731 code for a protein of 576 amino acids.
AUGGCAACUGGAAAGGACGCGUUGCUGCUGUGCUUCAUUCUCACCACCCAGCUCACAGCGUUUGUAGCUACUGAACAAAAAGCAGAGCACCCAGAAGUGGUGACCAAAUAUGGGACAGUCCGAGGGUACCAAUUCAAAGUAGACGCAGCUGAGAAGAGCGUGAACGUCUUUUUGGGAGUUCCUUUUGCUAAGCCCCCAGUUGGACCAUUGAGGUUUUCUGAGCCCCAGCCACCUGAGCCAUGGAAAGGGGUCAGAGAUGCCACUUCCUACCCGCCAAUGUGUCUACAGGAUAAAAAAGAAGGACAGUUUUGUUCGGACUAUAUUACUAAUAGAAAAGAAAAAGUUAUUCUGCAAAUGUCUGAAGAUUGCCUAUACCUAAAUGUGUAUACACCCGUUUCUACAGGAGAACAGGAAAAGCUGCCUGUCAUUGUAUGGAUCCAUGGCGGUGGGUUAUCUAUUGGAGCAGCUUCAUCAUAUGAUGGUUCAGCAUUAGCAGCCUUUGACAAUGUGGUAGUUGUAACAAUUCAGUACAGAUUAGGAAUUCUUGGAUAUUUUAGCACUGGUGAUAAGCAUGCCCGAGGUAACUGGGGGUAUUUAGAUCAAGUAGCAGCUCUUCAGUGGAUUCAGGAAAAUAUCAUGCAUUUUGGAGGAGAUCCAGGAUCCAUCACUAUCGCUGGAGAAUCUGCAGGAGGAAUCAGUGUUUCUGCUCUUGUCUUGUCUCCCCUGGCAAAGGGCUUGUUCCAUAAGGCCAUUUCAGAGAGUGGUACUGCAGCCAGGGCUUUAUUCACUGACCAUCCUGAGAAGGAAGCACAAAGCAUUGCUGCUGCCUCUGGCUGUGAAAAACCCAGUUCAGCUGCCAUAGUUGAAUGCUUAAGAGAAAAAACAGAAGAAGAGAUAGUACAGGCAAUACUAAAACUGGUAGGUUUUGACAGCUAUGCUAUGCUAUGCUAUACCUUACCUGAAAUAUGUGAACAGCCUCCCAUGUUUGUCAGUGCAUGUAGAGAUGGGGUGUUUUUUCCAAAGAGUCCCGAGCAAUUACUAUCUGAAAACAUGAUCAGUGCAGUCCCAUAUAUAAUAGGAGUAAAUAACUGUGAAUUUGGAUAUGUAAUUCCUAUGGCGGUGAAAUUUCCUGCUUACACAGAUGGUAUGGAUAAAGAUGCUGCACAUCAGAUUUUACAGACUUUCUUAGCAUUAUCAUUUAAGGGUGUUGCUUCUGAAGUUUUUGAUCGGGUAUACGAAGAAUACAUAGGGAAUGCAAAAAACCGUGCUGAAGUACGAGAUGGCCUUCUUGAUGCAUUAGGAGAUUCUGUUUUUGUUCUUUCAUCCAUUGAAGUGGCAAGAUACCAUAGAGAUGCUGGCAACCCAGUCUACUUUUAUGAAUUUCAGCAUCGACCAAGUUCAGGGGAAGGUGUUGUACCAGAGUUUGUAAAAGCAGAUCAUUCAGAUGAGAUCGCCUUUGUUUUUGGAAAGCCAUUCUUAGCUGGGCAUGCUACAGCAGAAGAAGAAAAACUUAGCAGAACUGUUAUGAGAUACUGGACUAACUUUGCUAGAAAUGGAAAUCCCAAUGGAGAAGGCUUGGUCCAUUGGCCUCAGUAUGAUCUGGAUGAAGGAUACCUGGAAAUAGACCUAACACAAAAGGCAGCAAAGAAAUUGAAAGAACACAGAAUGGAUUUUUGGAUACAGCUCACAAAAGAAAUGAGGAAUGAAAGGAGAGAACACACAGAUUUAUAA